AAAUGUAUGAUAUAGCUCUAGGAGUGGCUCGUGGGAUUGAAUAUUUACAUUAAGGAUGUGACAUGCAAAUUUUACAUUUUGAUAUCAAGCCUCACAACAUUCUUCUUGAUGAAAAUUUUACUCCCAAAGUUUCUGACUUUGGACUAGCAAAGUUAUAUCCAACAAAUGACAGCAUUGUUUCUUUGACUGCUGCAAGAGGGACAUUAGGAUACAUGACUCCUGAGUUGUUCUACAAAAAUAUUGGAGGCGUCUCAUACAAAGCUAAUGUUUAUAGUUUUGGAAUGUUAUUGAUGGAAAUGGCCGGUAGAAGAAAGAACGUAAAUGCAGUUGCAGAACACUCAAGCCAACUAUACUUCCCUACUUGGGUUUAUGACCAAUUGCAAAAUGGAAACGACGUAGAAAUAUUGGAAGAAGCCACAGAAGAGGAAAAGACAAUAGGGAAGAAGAUGAUCAUUGUUGCAUUAUGGUGUAUACAGAUGAAGCCUAAUGAUCGCCCUUCAAUGAACAAAGUUGUUCAAAUGCUUAAAGGAGAAGUUGAAUGCUUACAAAUGCCUUCCAAGCCUUUCCUUUCGGCACUAGACGAAACCGUAAUAGGUGGUGGAGAGAAUUCGAAUCAAUCAAAUGAAUCAAGUCAAUCAUCUCAAUUUUAAAUGCAAAUUUGUUUAUGUAUGAGUCUUUUUGAUUUAUUAUAUCCCUGUUUAAAAAGAAAAUUAGUUUUCUCUUAUAUAUUUGAUAGCGCAAAGAUGCUUAGUAUUUCUAUGUAACAAAUAAGAGUUUGUUUAAAUUAAGAUAACUCUAGCUCCUUAUUACAUCAGCUUUUUUUUUUU
Molecule: messenger RNA, 827 nt
Organism: Alnus glutinosa
Lineage: Eukaryota; Viridiplantae; Streptophyta; Magnoliopsida; Fagales; Betulaceae
Product: rust resistance kinase Lr10-like
Exons: 1
Coding region: 63-650 (195 amino acids)
Biological process (GO): protein phosphorylation
Molecular function (GO): protein kinase activity; ATP binding
Source: RefSeq, a predicted model, not a curated record